Messenger RNA from Acanthoscelides obtectus, 873 nucleotides. Lineage: Eukaryota; Metazoa; Arthropoda; Insecta; Coleoptera; Chrysomelidae. The record is from the annotation of a GenBank genome assembly.
AUGUUGUGGAUACAUAAACUUAAAUUCAUAAUUUAUUACAACUUUCAGAGACAAUUAUCGCAGCAAGAAUGCCUUGCUGAGUUACUGUCUGUAUUCGGCAACAAAGCGCCACAUCAGUCGACAAUUUCCCGUUGGUAUGGAGAAUUCAAACGUGGACGGGUGAGUCUUAGCGACGAUCCCAAGGUGCACCUCAAAGACCUCAAUUCAAAAAUUUUACAUGAAGAAUUAAUAGUAAGAAAAUUAGUUUCUCGUUGGAUACCCCACCUGUUGACUGAAGAGCAGAAAGCAGCCAGGGUUAAUUGGUGUCAAAAAACGCUUGACCGUUUCAAUUCCGGAAACUCACAAAAUGUGUACAGCAUUGUCAGUGAAGAAAAGCCAACAAAAGUCAUCCGUUCUCGAAGUGUUUCGAAAAAGGUGGUCGCGACAUUUGUGUCAAGAGUGGGUCAUAUUGCAACAAUUCCUCUUAAUGAGCAAAGAACUGUUACUGCGGAUUGGUAUACCACCAUUUGUUUGCCAAAAGUCAUCACCGAGCUUCGAAAAAUCAACCCCGAAAGAAGAAUCAUCCUCCACCAAGACAAUGCAAGCUCGCACACAGCCCAAAAAACAAGGCAGUAUUUAACGGAAGAAAACGUGGAAUUAUUGGACCAUCGUCCAUAUAGUCCCGAUCUAAGUCCUAAAGAUUUCUUUAAUUUCCCGAAAAUUAAAAACAGACUGCGUGGUCAAAGGUUCCAGUCACCAGAAGAAGCAGUUGACGCAUUCAAAAAUGCCGUUUUGGAUCUGCCAGCAAACGAGUGGAAUAAGUGCUUCGAAAAUUGGUUCGAGCGCAUGCAGAUGUAUAUUAUUCUUCGUGGAGAAUACUUCGAAAGACAAUAA